UCUGGAGCUCUCCCACGCGGGGGGCAGCCCGGGGCAGCUGGCAGAGCUUGGGCAGCAGGAGGCAGGUUGCCCCCCAGCCCUUGCAACUGAAGUGUUGUCCCCAGGGGAGAGAGCUUGCUGUAGCAACGGUGACCAGGGAGGGUUUGGUCUCUCCCCAUUGGCAGCGGGACAUUUAAACGCAGGGCUGGCGACAGGAGCUGAGCUGAGGGAGGAGCGAGGUGGGGAGGGCAGAGGCACACAGAGGGGGCAGAGCGGCCCCAGGCCAUCGGAGCUCUAGGCAGGACAGCAGCCCCCGGCUGGCCAGGGCAGGGGACCAGCUGCUUGGGGGUGUCUUUAGCUCCCUAGGGACGAGCUCCUGGGCAGCGGGGUGGUUCCCGGCCCUGGCAGCAGACCCCACGGCAAGGCCCGUCCGUGAUGGCCAGCCCCGAGGGAGCCAGCCCCCACCCAGGGAACCGGGCCAUCCGCCCACCUGCCGGGCUCAUCUUCACCCCUGAGCUGGGGCCGUCACCCAUCGGCAACUUGUGCACGAACAUGGGACAUCUCAGCUGUGUGGAGAGCAUCACCCCAAGGAGAAGGCUGAGGCUGUCCCCAGACGCCCUGACUCCGAGCCCCUCUGGCUCCCAGCUGUUGGCUCCCGCGGGAACGCCCACGCCCACAGGUGGCGCGCUGGAGCCCUCGCUCAGCCCCCAGGCCUGCAGCAGCAGCAGCAGCGAGGGCAGCUGCAGUCAGAUGCCCUCGCGUUGCAGCCUGCCCCGCUCCGGCAGCUCUGGCCUCUCUCCUGCUCCAGCCCCUGGGACGGACGGCGAGAUCCUGACUGGGGAUUUUUCCAGGCCCUGCUCUCUGCCGCUGGAGGAUGGCCAGCACCGGGAUCUGCGUUACGUCAGCCCCGCCACAGUGGCUUCCCUGCUGUGCGGCCAGUUGGCUGGGGUGGUGGAGGAGUACGUGGUGGUGGACUGUCGCUAUCCCUAUGAAUACGCGGGGGGACACAUAAAGGGCGCCCUGAAUCUGUACCGAGAAGAGCAGCUGGCGAGGUGGUUCCUGCCGGAUCCCUUGGGCACGACCCCGUGCCCCCGCAGCAGUGUCCUGAUCUUCCACUGCGAGUUCUCCUCUGAGAGAGGCCCCCGAUUGUGCCGCAGCCUGAGGAGAAUGGACCGUGAUGCCAAUCGGUACCCGGAGCUCUGGUACCCAGAGCUGUAUGUGCUACGUGGCGGCUACAAGGAGUUUUACCAGCACUUCCAGGAUCUCUGCGAGCCCCAGGGCUAUGUCCACAUGCGACACAAGGACUUCCGAGCCGAGCUUAGGAACUACCAGCGGAGGAGACAGCCUUGGAGCCUGCGCAGGAUCCGCAAAGAGCUUUUCAAGCCCCUGUGCCCAGGGUCUCCCUUCCCAUAG
Molecule: messenger RNA, 1392 nt
Organism: Chrysemys picta bellii (western painted turtle)
Lineage: Eukaryota; Metazoa; Chordata; Testudines; Emydidae
Source: RefSeq, a predicted model, not a curated record